CUGGGAUCCUCCCCCAGAUUUCUGGCGUCACGAAGUUGAUGACAGCCGAAGAUUAAUCUCCAAGAAUCGUAUUUUGGGAAUUUAUUGUGAGUUCACUAAAUAAUGGCUGAUUUAAAGCUUGUGUCGUGUUUCUGUUUAUUGGCAUUCCUACAGAUGAAGAAUCAUUUUACAGAAGGAUGUGGUAGACCAAGUUCUCGACAACCAGGUGGAAAGAAAACAGGAGCAUAUCCUGACUGUAAUUUCACAAAUGGUUUUGGCGGUUGGGCCGACCAAGAUGAUGGUCGCUGGAAGAUAGUCAACUCAACAAGUAGUGAUGCUGGAAUAUUAACAGGAAGACAAGGUGUUGGUGAUAAUUUUGCAAUGAUUGCCUCUUCAUCAUCUUGGUCUAGAUAUGCGAAGCUCUACAGUCACGACAUCACAGGGUCUGUUUGCAUGAGGUUUUAUUUUUAUCUUUAUGGAAAAGAAACGGGAUAUUUGAAAAUCAAAACAAGGGUAAAGCAUAGUGAUUAUGAAAUAACCAAGUUCACCCGCUAUGGGAGUCAUGGCCACAAAUGGAACCUUGCUCGUAUUUUCCUGAAUUUUGCUCGAACUACUAUUUAUCAGAUCAUUAUUUUUGUAAAUGUCGGGGAUUCUAAGUCGAUCAUUGCUAUAGACGACAUCUCAUUCCAAAAUCAUACUUGUGAUCAUUUGCCGAAAGCCAGUGUCGACUUCAACUGCACAUUUGAUUCGGGCAUUUGUGGAUGGAAUGUAGGAUAUUCCGACUCACGGUUUGAUCGAGAUUUAAACCAGUACGUUCUUAGCCUCGUUCAAGCAACGUUAAGAAGUCCAAGAAUUUUUGAACGUGAUGUCUGCUUCACUUUUCAAUAUCAUGUAUACAAAUUUACGAGUAAAAAACAGCCUGGGAUAUUUGUAUUCAUUAAGGAUGCAAAUAAUAGUCAGUUGCUUCCAAUGUGGAGUAAACGAGGAUAUUAUGACCGCGGAAAAUGGCAUACAGUGAAGCUUAGGCUAAGAUAUGAGAACGGUUUUCAUCAAGUGGAAAUACGGAACGUUCCUAGCUCUUUAACAUAUUUUGCGAAUUUUUACAUUACGUCAGAGAUUGGCGAUUGCAAUGGCAUUGUAGAUGAAAAGAUAUUUUUCGUCUCCAUCAGGAAGACAUCCCCAGUGCAACACAGGAUUUCUGAAGACGGCGUUUAUUGUGAUAACUAUCCAACAUCAGAGUUUAUUGCCAGGACUAUUCCAAGCAAAGAUUACCCGAAACCCAUGUAUUUAUUUGAUGAUUCGCAGCAUGUAGUAUUCAGGCAGAGUGACAAACGAAUGGGGGAUGAUUUAGUCAGUUAUUUCUACGUCAGCAUGGCUCGACAUCAAGACAGUUCUGCAAUUUAUUACAAGAUGCAAAGUGAUAUGUAUGGACAGUAUAUUUCAGAGUGCAGGACAACUGCACUCGAUGGAAACUGGACGGAAAAUGUUGUAUAUGUGAAGAAUCAUGAAAUUCAUAAAGACAAUGGAGAUUGUCCUCCUGGUUACCUUUCACUUGGCAAGAAAGACAAGUGUUUUUGGCUAAUGUGCGAUGACUCUUCAAAUCCUGAAUCAAGAUGCUCAGAGAAACUCGGAACUCUGGCAUCGCUUGACGCAGUUAGCACGAAACGUGCGACUGAAUAUCUCAAGUACAUCAAAGCCACAAGCAUUGGAAUCAAUCAGGUCACAAUUGGUUUGUCAAACGAUGGUCAUCGGUGGAUUUGGAGAGACGGACGAGUUUAUGAUGACAGUGAUGGUCUUCUAUUUGGUAGGAAUAUCAGCACGAAAGCAUUUUUGUACUGGAAGGAAGAAAAUAAUUCAUGGGUACUAAAAAGCGGUGAACCUAAUGGAGUUCGACUUCACUUCUGUGAGGAGCAAGGAGAGAAUAUUGCGUACAAUUCUGGAUCAAAUCAAUCAAGUACUGCCUUGGAGUUAUCUUCACACUUUGCUGUAGAUGGACUUCCUUGCACAUACAGUUCAACAAAACUACUUGGAAAAAGCUCCUCAAAUUCCUGGUGGAAAGUGGAGCUUGGCGACGAAAAGGAAAUAUAUCUUGUGCAGAUUACUUGGCGCGUAGAGUCAAAGAUUGAUAAAGCCACUGUCAGCUUAGAAAGAGAUGAUGCUCUACCAAACUUUGUAAAGGAAGUAACGUCGGAUGAGAAAAGUAUAAUUACAUGUGGACCACCAUUGCCUGCCCGCUAUCUCAAGAUUGAAAGGGAGAAAGACGCGGUGGAGAUUUUUGAAGUGGAUGUACAUGCCACGGAUUCCGUUUUGAAUGAUAUACGAGGUGUUAUGCAAACGGCUGGUGCAAGCAAACAAGCCAUACUCACAACUGAUCAUGUGUUUGAACUUGCGUCAUCUUUUAAAGCUCAGACAGAGACAUACAAAAUGCAGAAAUUAGAAGCUUACGUUUUGGUUCCGUAUGACGGCGUCUACAACUUCGCCUUCCGUGGCCAUGUCGAUGCAGAUUUAAUUAUUUCUGGACACAAGGAUGCAGAUGAUAGUUUGAUGGAGCAUUCAUUUAACGAAUCGUCCGGACAAUUGUCCUUCACGAUGAGAAGGUCCUCAAUCAUUCUGCUAGAAGCUUGCAAGUUUUAUUAUGUAAAACUGUUGACAUCUUUAACGUAUUUUUCCAAUGAGAUCACUCUUAAUAUUGAAUAUAAGAACAGUUCAAAUUGGAUGCCGAUUGAAGCGACAGAAAAUCUUUUCUGGGUACUACCAGGUCAACUUGAAGUUAAAUUAUCAGUCGACAACAGCACGGAGGAAAGCGUGUUCUUAUCCUACCCAGUUAACCUAACAGGUCGUUAUAGAAUCAAAUGUUUGGGGCUGUAUUGCGGUGACUGUCCUUUGGUAAUAUUCAUAUAUUUUUCUGGUCAUAUUGAGUGCGUUGUUACUUCAAGUCGCAGUAUCGCGCAAACUGACAAGAUUUCUCUUCGUGUGGCCAAGAAAUGGUUCGCUUUCCCUGGUCUGCAACCUAUUCGAAUGGGUUACAAAACGAACGAGGAUUGUCAAUCCAUCAAGGCGAACACAGGAAGCUUGAAUUUGUCCGACGCUUUAGGUUUACAAGAAGUUGGAAAAAUUAAUGUGAAGGCUCUCACAUUAAUUGCAUGUGGCUUCACGCAGUCAAAAUUUUGUCAAAUUCGAGGAAAGAACAGUACAGUCGUUAUCAAUGGUUGGAGUCCUACUGAAGACGUCGAUCAGAAAGGCCACAAAGUGAACGCUCUGACUAUGAGAGAGAACAUGAUUACCCAUUUUUCGUACGUUGGGGUUCCGUACAACUGGAUUGUGAAACGAACAGGGAUUUGCAGUAUCAGUGAGCCAAACUCUACUGUCGCCAUAGCAAAUAUUUUGAUCACAACAGAACAUUGUAAAGACGAUAGUGGCGUGUUCCCUCAUUUUGCUGACCCAGACAGUAAAUGCGACUCGAGCAAAUAUUUUCUUUGUGACAACGGGGAAUGCAUCGGUCAUAGUUAUGUUUGUGAUGGAGAUCCCAGGUGUGCUGAUAAAUCCGAUGAAAAAGAUUGUGAAUGUCUCGCUAGUCAAUUCAGGUGUUUGGGUUCGGGAGAAUGUGUAGAAAAAAGAUUCAUGUGCAAUGGAAUUGCAAACUGCGGUGAUGGAAGCGAUGAAAAAGAUUGUUACAAAGGUUGUGAUCCUAAGCAAUUUUACUGUCCUAGUGGUUUGUGUAUCCCUUGGAAUUCUACCUGUAAUGGAGUACGGGAUUGUCCGGAUGGAGCCGAUGAACCGAAUCAGACUUGUAAUCUUAACGAUCUUGGUUGCUUGGAUCAUGUGAGAUCUGAGGAGUUGUGUGCGAAAACACUAGCGAAUUGUGAUUUCGAGAGAGGACUGACUUCGUGUCAAUGGCAUCAAGUCAAUGACGGAAGCGAUGAUUUUGAUUGGUCGAUUGGUAAAGGUGAGACCUCGUCUAAGAACACUGGACCAAUGACUGAUCACACAACUGGCUCUAAAGAAGGCUCGUAUAUCUACAUCGAAGCCAGCUCACCGAGAGUGGCCGGUGACAAAGCAACUCUUAACGCUGGACCGUUUAAAAACGUGCGAAAAACGACAAUUUCCAAAGAACAAGGAAACAAAACGUUGAACUGUUCAAAUCUCCACGCCGUUAUUCACAUUCUUCGAGUCAAACUAAAUCCAGUCAACCCAGACACUCUUGGAUCAGGUCUACCUAAAAACGCUUGCGAGAAAAAACCUAAUGUUACCAUCCAACUACAGAGUAUGUGUCAAUUCCAAACCUGGUGUAGUUUAUCUGCAAAAUCGAUACGCGACAAUUGCUUUCAUGAAAGAGAUAAUUUGACAGUUUUGUAUAAAUGUGUUAAGAAGGCGAAUGGAAUAAAUCCAGGUCAGUUUUAA
Messenger RNA from Dendronephthya gigantea, 4380 nucleotides. RefSeq lists its product as uncharacterized. The record is from RefSeq and is a predicted model, not a curated record. Gene Ontology annotation, molecular function: protein binding. The transcript is spliced from 29 exons. NCBI's taxonomy places the organism in Eukaryota, Metazoa, Cnidaria, Anthozoa, Malacalcyonacea, Nephtheidae. The coding region runs from base 103 to 4380 and encodes 1425 amino acids. Gene Ontology annotation, cellular component: membrane.